This is a messenger RNA of Thamnophis elegans (Western terrestrial garter snake), 1728 nucleotides long. RefSeq names its product vomeronasal type-2 receptor 26-like. Bases 1 to 1728 code for a protein of 575 amino acids. The record is from RefSeq and is a predicted model, not a curated record. Gene Ontology annotation, biological process: G protein-coupled receptor signaling pathway. Gene Ontology annotation, cellular component: membrane. The transcript has 5 exons. Gene Ontology annotation, molecular function: G protein-coupled receptor activity. Lineage: Eukaryota; Metazoa; Chordata; Lepidosauria; Squamata; Natricidae.
AUGGAAUUUAUAUCUACAAAGGACAAAUUUAUACCCAACUACAAAUGCAAUAACCAGACCAACACAGUAGUCGUCAUUGGAGGAGCCCGUAGUAACACCUGUCACAACAUGGCAAUCUCUCUGUGCAACUACAAAUUUCCCCAGAUCUCAUAUGGAUCUGCUCCAUUGGUGAAUACUGAAACAGCAACAUUUGUCAAAUGGAUGUUCCCAGAUGAAACCCAUCAAUUUAAAGUAUUACUGCACUUGUUGCUGCAUUUUGGAUGGACCUGGGUUGGGUUAGUUUCUAUGUAUGAAGAAGAUAGGGACAGGUUCAUUCUAAAGAAACUUUCCACAUUUUCAGAGAGAGGAAUCUGCUUUAACUUUAUAGAAUGUCUUCCCCCGGUGAUAUAUGGUAAUGCAGCUGCUGAGUGGAUCGAAGACACAGGUAAAAUAUUCAAGGUGAUCAUGGAAAGUACCACCAUUGCAGUUAUCUUCAGUGCUGAAAUUACAGAUGAGAAUGCUGAAAGGAUCUGCACUGGAGAAGAGAAGCUGGAGACUCUUCCUAAUUCUGUCUUUGACACCACCAUGAAUGGACAUAGUUACAGUCUCUACAAUGCAGUCUAUGCUGAGGCACAUGCUCUGAAGGCCAUGCACUCUGCCAAACUCAAAGGAGGACAAAAAAUGAAUCAGAGGAGAUGGCAGCUCAUCCUCCGAUCACCUUGGCAGGCAUUACCUCUUUCCAUCUGUAACAAGAAGUGUCCUCUUGGCCAUAGCAAGAUAAAAAUGGAAGGGAAAUUAUCCUGUUGCUAUGACUGUAAAAUAUGUCCAGAAGGGAAGAUAGCUGACAAAUUGGAUUUAGAUGACUGUUUCCCAUGUCCAGAGGAUCAAUAUCCAAACAAGGGUCAAAAAAACUGCCUUCAAAAAGCUAUAACGUAUUUAACUUUCCAAGAGCCAUUGGGGAUUUCUUUGGCAGUGAUUGCAGUCUCCUUUUCUGUCAUCUCUGCUGUGGUGCUUGGGAUAUUCAUGAAGUAUCAGGACACACCUAUUGUUAAAGCCAAUAAUAGGAACCUCACCUAUAGCCUUCUUGCUGCUCUCCUGCUCUCUUUCCUUUGCAGUUUGCUCUUCAUUGGGCAACCUGACCAAGUGAAAUGUCUCUUGAGACAAACUGCUUUUGGCAUCAUCUUCUCUGUAGCCCUUUCUUGUAUAUUGGGAAAAACAAUCAUAGUGGUCCUUGCUUUCAUGGCUACCAAGCCGGGAUCUAAAAUGAAAAAAUGGGUGGGAAAUAGAUUGGCUAUCUCUAUUGUCCUAUCUUGCUCCCUGACACAAUUCUGCAUUUGUGUGGUGUGGCUCACAAUUUCUGCUCCCUUCCCAGAUUCUGACAUGCAUUCCCUGGCUAAAGAAAUUGUUUUUCAAUGUAACGAAGGCUCAACCACUAUGUUUUAUACAGUGCUUGCCUUUCUGGGGUUCUUGACUGCUGUCAGUUUCAUUGUAGCCUUCCUAGCCAGGAAUUUGCCUGACAGCUUUAAUGAAGCCAAAUUUAUCACUUUCAGCAUGUUGGUCUUUUGCAGUGUCUGGGUGUCAUUUGUUCCCACCUAUUUGAGUGCCAAGGGAAAAUACAUGGUGGCUGUUGAGAUCUUCUCCAUUUUGGCUUCAGCAGCUGGAUUACUGGGGUGCAUAUUUUCCCCCAAAUGCUAUAUCAUUAUUCUGAGACCUAAUCUGAAUAAGAAGGAGCAACUAAUGAAAAAAUGA